Messenger RNA from Ostrea edulis (European flat oyster), 2447 nucleotides. RefSeq lists its product as uncharacterized. The coding region runs from base 374 to 1381 and encodes 335 amino acids. The record is from RefSeq and is a predicted model, not a curated record. The transcript is spliced from 3 exons. NCBI's taxonomy places the organism in Eukaryota, Metazoa, Mollusca, Bivalvia, Ostreida, Ostreidae.
GGGGUUGUUACCUCCGAAAUAUACAUGCAAUUAUGAGAGUUUCAAAAUACCUUUUUUUGGAAAAUAAUGAUUAUGAAGACAUCUUUUUAUUAAAUGUUCUAUCAAUUGAAGGUCAGCUGAACCAAACAGGGGAGGGAUGUAAAGCUUCUCCUUAUACACAUUUAACCACGGGUCUAAUCCCGCAGCUAACGACUGAACCCCUCAGGAGACAAAGAUCUCAGAUCGAAUUCACACAUUUCUUUGGCUUCCAAACAUCCAGAGAUGCUGUAAAUUGCGGAACGUUAAGGAUGACCUGAAGUUAGCGAACCUUUCCUUCACCUUGUAUGCACCGGUGAUACAACUGCUGGACAGGGAAUUCUGGGUAACGAGCAAUAUGUCAAAGACAACUCUUCAAUUCUUGGUUUGCGGCAUAGUGCUUCUGUUUUUGAUCGCGAUGCUUUAUUCACCGAGUCAACAUCAACCUGACAGAGUAGUCAAUCAGGCUUCGACGGACCUGAAUCAAGCAGAACAAAUAGCUAGCACGGAAGUGACGUUAUGGUCACAUGAUCUGAAUUCUUGGAAACAGAAUACAACAUUGUGUCAUCAUCCUAGUGUAGACCGGUCCUCAGUUCUAAAUACCCCCACCGGACCAGUGGGAAUAUCUGUGUAUGAUCCAAAGAAGGACAUAUGGGUUUCACAGAAAAUUAUUCGAACAGGAGAUUUUGACGGAAACAAGAGACAAUUAGUGUACGAGUUAUUAAUAAAUGAUGACCCGGAUGUGAACUUCAUUGACGUUGGAUGUAACAUUGGAGUGUACUCCUUGACAAUGGCGAAGAUGGGAAGAAAGGUUCUGUGUAUUGAUGCUUUAUAUCUAAAUGUGGAGCACGUAUGUGCCUCGAUAGUACAGAACCAUUUCCAAACGUCUAUCACUAUUGUAAUGAAUGCGUUGUCAAACAAUCGAAAGCAUGUAGAUUUAGGAGUGGACAAUAAAAACUAUGGCGGUACCUUUGUUGACGAGGAUGCUGAUUUUGUGAAGAGUGUAAAAGGAAGGACGGCCAAUGGAGGGCAUUAUACAAGUAUUUCCUCAAUUGUUAUGGACGAUUUAUUACUGUUACCAAAUAUUAAUCUGUUUAGAAAAUCUUUUAUUAAAAUGGAUAUAGAAGGAUUUGAAUGGAAGGCUUUGGAGAAGGCGUCCGCAUUUUUCAAAACGAUCAACAUUCGGGGCGUCCUCAUGGAGUGGAUAUUCCACCGCGGCAAGGAAUCAGGAGAAAGAAUUACAGAGUUCAUGAUUCGUCACAAUUUAUAUCCCCAUGCACAGGUGUCUCCAACAUAUUAUCGACCGCUAGAUGUCUCUCUAAAAGGAAAGUGGCAUUUCAUGGACAUACUGUGGUUAAAGCGAUGAGAAUGUCUGAAGAUGUAUUUACACAUUUCUCAGAGAUGAAACAUCUAUGAACUGAAAAAAUAUUAUGUCAUUCACAAAAAUUACAAAGUGGCCGGGUUAUAAGAGUUGUGCACUAAAGUUAGUAAUUGUCCUGUGAUGCUGCAUGGAUUGUGUAACCUGUUGCUUCGUGAAAUACCGAUCAUGACUAAAGAUUCGAUAUGUUUUUGAUUAAAGUAACAAACUUUACUACACUACGUCAUGCUCAUAAUUCAGUUAUAAGGUUCAGCGUAAGUCAAAUUGGUUUCUUCAAAUCCAAUUCCCAACAUUUGCCAGUCAGUGGUCCUUUUCCACAAUAAAACUUUGCGAUUCAGGUGGAAAACUGAAAAACUGCAAUUUCUGUACAAAAAUUCGCUUAUACAUUUCUGAAUGAAAAAAAAAACUACUUAUACAUGUAUACUCAUUACUCUGGGCAUAGAUGUACCUGUUAUUCUACAAGAACAAAAAGCUUUUGGCCGUCAGCUUAAUAUUUAGAUGUAUCGACUACGUUUUAUCUAUUAACAAUAUCUAUUUUCAUUUAUCUAUCGAUUCGAUAUAUCCCAGUGAACUCGAAUAAAGAGACUCCACAUAGUCUUCUAUAUCUGCUUCAUAUUUGUAUAUUUUUAUUGGAUAUAGAUGUCAGCUGCAAACUAACAGCACAGCUUUAUGACAAAUGAGGGGACUUCUCAUAUUUGUUUACCAAUACGCCAUUGUCACCUACAUAAUGUUUUUAGUGUCUCUCCAAUGAUUCGAUACGUGAGAGCAUGUUCUGCUUAUGAUAAGUUUUUAAAUCGAUGAAGACUACUGGCGAAUAAAUGUGUGUUUCAGGAGUUCCAACAGUCUCGUUUAAAGUCAACAUUUCGCAAAUCAUAUCGUCGCUAUAUUGAUCUAAGGAAUGCUUGUUACUUCUAGGCAUCUGAUCUCAUCUUUAGUGUGUUCAGGGGUUCGUGUUUGCCCUUCUCGUAAUUUUGUGUUCUCAAUAAGAUUUAUGAGAUUAAUCAUUCUUGUAUUUGUCCAUAUUUACAGAAGGAUUUAUAACAUAAAUUGUGUC